CAAUGAUCAUCAUUACCCUUAAAUACUUUGCAGUGAAUUCUUUAAACUAACAGCCAAGACAUGGACGCGUGUCGCUUUGAUUUUAAGGUCACCGACAGUGAUUUCGACAUCCAUGGGGAGAAGGCGGGCCAAUGUGAGGACGACAAACGGGAUUGGGAGGAGGACGACGAGGAGGAGGAGGAAGGCGACGAUGAAGAGGCAGAUGGCGAAGAAGAGGAAUUUGAGGAAGAAGGAUCGGACGGCUACAAUCUUCCCCAGCAACCUUUGGAAUCUGGAGACAACUGGUACAACGAGCUCAAUCCCCUCUACCGCCCCCCACUCGUCACCCCUCAAGAACAAUACUACGAGGGGCUCGGAGGUGGACAAUCUAAACAGUUUCGUACCGAUUACCCUGCCGAACUUCGGCUCAAGAAGGUGUGCAUCCCCAAAGCACCACGACGAUUCAAAACUGUCGACAACUACAAGACGGAUCCAGUCGCUUCAUUUUCUCCGGUGAGCUCCAAAAUCCGUCUCGCACCAAAAAAGAGGGAGCCCAGUUUCCCCUCACAACCUGUGGAUCCGACGCCUACGCCUAACACGGAUAUGAGCAUGGCAGAGCCACCACCACCACCGUGUCAAAAGACGGCCCGCGACCCUCCCCCCAUUGUGUCAGUGAGUGACGAAAUCGUCGUGAGCUACCUACAGGACCACAACAUUCAAAUGAUGUUUGAAUACUUUUUGGGGCUUUGCAUCUUGAACACGCCAGCAGAUCCGUUUCAGUAUAUUGCCGACUUGGCAGACAAGUUGGCCAGGGGGCGAGAGAGUGAGGCUGCCUUCAAUGAGAUCCCUCGCCUAUUAUCAGCUACCCAUGUCAAGUCCAUGUUUCGCCUCUAUGACCGAGUGGGGUCUGGUUUCAUGAGCCACUUCCAGUACAAAAAUGCCAUGGGGUCGAUUGGGCUGGUAAAAUAUACUCAAAAUCCGAGCGGCUACUUGAACGACGAAAUUACUCAAGAGACAUUUGUAACCGAGGCGGAGAAAUGGAUUGAUGAUCUCCUUCGAACUUUCCUAUUCAAGAGAGGCGAAGAUGAACCCCAGUGCUUCUAAACGUAACUGUAUAUAC
Folsomia candida is the source of this 1099-nucleotide messenger RNA. RefSeq lists its product as uncharacterized. NCBI's taxonomy places the organism in Eukaryota, Metazoa, Arthropoda, Collembola, Entomobryomorpha, Isotomidae. Gene Ontology annotation, molecular function: calcium ion binding. The transcript has 2 exons. The record is from RefSeq and is a predicted model, not a curated record. The coding region runs from base 61 to 1083 and encodes 340 amino acids.